CAGAUAAUAGAUACGCCAGUUCACAGAUACUCGCCGAGAUUCUUAUAUCUGAAUCCUGAGAACUCAAAACUUCUUGUAAUUUAUUUUACUGUCUUUAUUAUCCUGGUUUGUGCGAUUUCAGUAAAUAGUAAAUUCAAGUUCAAAAAAAUACUUAUUCCUGUACAAUUAUAUAGGUAUUAGGUACCAUUCCUAAAUUACAUUAUUUUUUGGAAAUAAUAUUCUAUACAAAAACAAUCCUUAUUAUUUUUUUCUGUUAAAUGAUUGAAGUGACAUUAUAUUGAAUAUAAUGGUUAAUAAACCUAUAUAUUUUAACGACAUUGUUAAUGUUUGUGUUCUUACGUUUAACAUGAUCAUAUAAAAUUUGUUCUCUCUUAACCCUGCUGUAAUGGGAGAAUAUUAUCAGCAUUUUUUUAACAACCAUAAUAGUAUUGACCAUAUACUUGAACCGAGGUGCCCAGGGUACUAUUGUGGUCGACAAGACUUAGGUAAUGGACGUACAAGUGCUUGCGGUUCGUGUCCAUCGGGUACAAGAGUGAAUUCAUUUCAUAUUUGUCAACCAUGCACAGAUUCUCCAUCAUCAUAUGAUUUCAUGUACCUCCUAUUUAUGGCGACAGUGCCUUUAUUAUUCCAUGCCGUUUACAUAGAUCUUUCUUUGUCAUCAAUAAUAUGGGCAUACAAAGGAAAAAGUGGAAUUUCUCAGAAAAAAACAAAAACGAAAAUUGUCCUAAAUAUAUCAGCAAUAUUAGAAAUAUUUAUUGCAGCAGUUUCAGCAGUCCUAGUUGUUGAUCCUAUUGGUAAACUAUGGAUUCGAUCUUGUCGUACACAAUGGCUAUCUGAUUGGUAUACUGUUUUGUAUAAUCCAACACCAGAUUACCGUGAACCCCUAAGAUGUACUCAAGAGGCUGUCUAUCCAUUGUAUUCUAUGAUUUUUAUUUUUUAUUUGGCUUGUAUUAUUGUUUUGCUCACAAUACGUCCAUUGCUGUCUGCUUACUUCAGUCUUAACAGAGGGGCUUAUUUGAAAACUAUGUAUGCUGGAUUAUAUUUUUUCCCCAUAGCAGCUUUAAUUCAUGCAUUCCUAGGAGGUAUUGUUUACGUCACAUUUCCUUAUAUUGUAAUUGUUGUUUCUGUAAUAUCGAGUGCCAUUCAUUUUGCUACAGAAAUAAAUCAGUCUGCAAAGUAUUUGAUUUUGAACACUGUAUGUGUGCCAAGAAACAUACUGAUUGUAGCUGUGCAUUGGGUCAGUCACGGAUUUGGUAUUGUAGCCAUAACUCAGUUAGAAAAUCCACCAGUUGAUUAUGCUUUAUUGCUACUCAUUCCUUUACCAACCCUUUUCUAUAUAGCAACUACUCGCAUAAGUGAACCAUCAAAAAUUCUUGUAUUGUGAUUAGUGACUUUAUUGUUUCAAAUUUAAAAAAUGAACAAAUGUACAAUUAUUAACUAUAUUUUUAUACUGUAUAUAUAUUGUUGUUUAUGAAAUAA
Myzus persicae (green peach aphid) is the source of this 1479-nucleotide messenger RNA. RefSeq names its product JNK1/MAPK8-associated membrane protein. The coding region runs from base 386 to 1384 and encodes 332 amino acids. Gene Ontology annotation, cellular component: membrane. Gene Ontology annotation, molecular function: ubiquitin protein ligase binding. NCBI's taxonomy places the organism in Eukaryota, Metazoa, Arthropoda, Insecta, Hemiptera, Aphididae. Gene Ontology annotation, biological process: response to unfolded protein. The record is from RefSeq and is a predicted model, not a curated record. The transcript has 6 exons.